AUACUAAUAAUAAAUCGUAGGGUUGACAUGACACCGUCCUGGAGUGCACCUGCUAUGUAUUUACUUGCACUACCGGUUGAAUUUAUCAGCUGAAUUUCGUUUGAUGCUGGCUGAUGUUUCACUUUCUACCGUGUGUUUUCUUAGAGACAAUAGCAAACUAUUUAUUGUUGACUUUGGAAUCCAACGAGCAUAGCUUUCUGUUACUGACGGGGCAUUUGUUGGCGCUGUUUGAACGUACUUUAAUAGCAUUUAAUUCCUCCCAUUGCACGCAAAGACCUGCAGAGUCAGUUCUGGAGGAGACUGUCUUCUCUCAGAGGUAACCAACGAGGUGCGUCUGCAUGCUGCUUGUGUCGGCUGCGCUCUCUGUUUUCAGUGUUAGGGAUAGAACGGUAGCAGCUGUUUGGAGUUUUUUGACGUGAAUGCAUCCCGUGUUAGAAGUCUGUCUGCUUGAUUAGCUCAUUUUCUUUCCUUUGUGUGUAUUCCUGUUGUAACUCGUGUGUUCUGUUGCUUCAGAUUCGACCGGGACUCGAAAAAAUGCUUCGGCCGAGGGUCCAAGUCCGCACAUGUCUCAGGCCAUGAAAAAAACUAUCGGCCAUCGUGGAAUCGAUCCCACUGGAGAGACGACGUACAAGAAGACCACAUCAUCAGCUCUGAAAGGUGCCAUCCAGUUAGGCAUCACGCACACAGUCGGCAGCUUAAGUCAAAAACCCGAGAGAGACGUGCUGUUGCAGGACUUUGAGGUGGUGGAGAGCAUUUUCUUUCCCUGCGAGGGCAGCAACCUGACGCCAGCCCACCACUAUGGAGACUUCAGGUUCAAAACGUACGCACCAAUCGCCUUUCGCUACUUCAGAGAGAUGUUUGGCAUCCGGCCUGAUGACUACAUGUACUCUCUGUGUAACGAGUCGCUGAUUGAACUGUCGAACUCUGGAGCCAGCGGUUCUCUCUUCUACGUGUCCAGUGAUGACGAGUACAUCAUCAAGACGGUGCAGCACAAAGAGGCUGAAUUCCUACAGAAGCUCCUGCCAGGAUACUUUAUGAACCUGAACCAGAACAAGCGGACCUUACUACCGAAGUUCUACGGGCUGUACUGUGUCCAGGCAGGCGGUAAAAACAUCCGCAUUGCGGUCAUGAACAAUUUGCUACCGAGUGCUGUGCGAAUGCACCUCAAGUACGAUCUAAAGGGUUCCACCUACAAGCGACGGGCCUCGGCUAAAGAGAGAGACAAGGCUGUUCCCACCUACAAGGACCUGGACUUCAUGCAGGACAUGCCCGACGGGCUGCGGCUGGAGGCGGACAAGUACAGCGCUGUUUGCAAGACCAUCCAGAGAGACUGUCUGCUCAUGCAGAGUUUCAAGAUUAUGGACUACAGCCUUCUGGUGGGAAUUCAUAAUUUAGAUCAGGCCUGUCGAGAGCAGGCGAGUGAAGAGGUGCUGGCCGGAGCUGGGGCCGGGGCUGGAGCCGGAGCUGGAGCCGGAGCCAUGGACCAAAGGAGGCCGCAGGGCCAGAAGUCCUUGUACAGCACCGCGAUAGAGGCCAUUCAGGCAGAUACAGGCAGCAUGGGGUCGCUGGACACGGAGGACAAAACGGGAGGAAUCCCUGCACGGAACUCAAAAGGCGAGAGGCUGCUGGUUUACAUCGGUAUCAUCGACAUUCUGCAGUCCUACAGAUUAGUAAAGAGGCUCGAACACUCCUGGAAAGCUCUGGUUCAUGAUGGGGACACUGUAUCAGUACACAGACCAGGUUUCUACGCAGAACGAUUCCAGAAAUUCAUGUGCAAUACAGUCUUCAGGAAGAUUUCAUCAAAACCCUCCCCGUGUAAGAAGCGCCGUGCACUGACCCACGGUCCUCCCAAGAGAACAGGCGGGCCUCCUCUGUCGACCCAAACCAGCAGCACCAGCAACCCGCUGCCUUUACUCCAACAUCAGGUCAGCUCUGACACCAGAGAAGACGCUGAUGCAGACAAUGUCAUGCCAUCAGGUCGUCCUGACCUCCUCCCAAAGACCUUACUGCCCAGCGAUUUUGUUGGCAACGCUUCUGAAGCCGCCGAGUCUUCCUCCUUGGGAAACCCUGAAUCUGCUCCCACAAGUCAGCCUCUGCCGCCUCCUUCUCAGGAUCCCUCCAGAUCAGUGGAAGUGGCUUUAAACAACUCAUUGAGCAAAGACCAGGAGCACAGCACCCCCAAGAGAGCUCAGUUUGGGACUCUUGAAGAAAGUGUCGGUUCUGCGGAUGUGAUCUCACUCAGUGACAUAAUUCCUAACGCAAGCAAAUGUGCUGUGUAGAUGUGGGACCUGAACUCAAACGCACCAAAACUAAACCCGGAGGACGAUCUGAACUAGAAUGUUUCCACGCCCUUGGUGUGAUUUGAGGUACCAGAAUUAAAACAAAGGUUAUGCAGCACAUCAUUGAGAUUUGUAUGAGAUGAUUUUUUUUUCUUGUUUUAUUUUAUUUUUUUUGCACUUUAUUUUCCAAAUCUCAACAUGGUAUGUAAGUAGGCGGUUGUGUUCUGACACUAGUAAUUGCAGGUACAUUAGUGCUGUGGUCACAGAACACUAUUAUUCAUCUCAUAGAAAUGCCUGUAUUCAUCACCAAAGAUUGUUUUUGUCACUGAACUGAGCUCAGUUAAGCCAGCGUUCAGUGUAAAGUGUAACACAAAGUCUUAUUUGAGAACAGAUUUUUUUUAAUUGAAGCCUAGUUAUUUCAAAUUCAUUGUCCUUUUUGGAAUUAAUUCCUGUGUUGCUGUAGCACAGCCUCAUGCAAGCAUCUGUCCGUCACAGAGAGGCCUUGAGUCCAGAGUACUGUUUCUGCUACAUGUUUGAACACUUUAACACAAAGCCAUGUUCUAUGGACGUUUUAAAUAAAAGAUUUUCUUUUUAAAGAAAUUACUGUACAUAUAUAUAUAUAUAUGUGGUUGGUAAGCUCCCCUUUUUU
Molecule: messenger RNA, 2928 nt
Organism: Stegastes partitus (bicolor damselfish)
Lineage: Eukaryota; Metazoa; Chordata; Actinopteri; Pomacentridae
Gene: pip5k1aa
Product: phosphatidylinositol-4-phosphate 5-kinase, type I, alpha, a
Exons: 14
Coding region: 564-2279 (571 amino acids)
Biological process (GO): phosphatidylinositol phosphate biosynthetic process
Cellular component (GO): plasma membrane
Molecular function (GO): 1-phosphatidylinositol-4-phosphate 5-kinase activity
Source: RefSeq, a predicted model, not a curated record